UGAAUUUUUGUUUGAAAACAGCAAAGAUGGUUAAAUUUCGACUUUCACAAAACAUUAACAUACACAAAAACUUCGUCGUGAUUUAAUUCAAAAGCUGGGGUAAGCAUCUUCGCUCGCAGCUCGCAAACUGUUCAUUUUUGAUUCCCAGAGAUAGAAAGAUUUUACCUCAAAGACGUAAUAGGGAAAGUAGGAGCUCAAGAAAAAUCAAGAACAUGUUCUUGAGACAAAACAAAACACAUCUCCAAGAUAACUUCCUUAUCCGGUAUGAUGUUGGUGAAACGACUUCCGUCUUUCUUGUAUGUAAAUAAAACAAGUCAUCAGAAAACUGAACGAGGAAUUAUCAUAAAUCUCGAAGAAGUAAUGACUAGUGAAAAUAUUCCUCAAUACAUUUUAUUUUUGUAAUCUUAAGUAUUUUUAAAAGUGUUUUGAUGACAGAUCAAAUGCCAAAGCCUUUCACCCGAGUACUGCGAAUUUCUACUCCUCAGCAAUCAGGGAAAGACGUGGUAAUUCUACAAAAUCUUUUAACAAGAUCUGAAUUUGUCAAAAUCAAAGUUAUACCCACUGGAGUAUAUGACAAGCAAACUGCAAAGGCAGUAUCUGAGUAUAAGAUAGGAAAUUCUUUAAAAAGCAAUAUCACAGUAUUUGACAACAUUACUGCUGCAUUGGUUCUAUAUCAACUGUCUUAUGAUCGCUACAAAGAUGAUGGCUUCAUACCAAGUGGUUAUAAAUUCAAGAUCUAUGUACCAGUACACAGAAACAGAAACAUUGAAACUGAUGGGAUUUUGAUGAAUUCUAAGGGUCUAGUACUGUAUAAAUUUCGAGUACGAGCGCAUGGUGCUGUGGACUCCAGUGGUCAUACACUGAAUCAGCUGACCACCAAUGGCAAUACACCAACUGGACUGGUGGAAUGUGAUUUGAAUACAAAAGAACCAGAUGAGAAAGCCUUUGGACCGUAUCCAGUUGUGCGUGCAGUUAAAGGUUUGAAAGGCAAUGCUGCAAUAGGCAAGAACGAAAAUGACACAUUCUUAAGUAACUACAGGUUUGGCAUUCUCAUUCACACUGGUGAAUGGAAGCAUUGGAACACAACUAUGAACAUGCCAAACAGUAAUGGCUGUAUGCAUGUCCAUCCAGAUGAUAUGAAGAAAAUUGAUGACAUAUUAAUCAGAGAAUUAAAUGUAAAAGCUAACGAAAAUCCAUUUGGUAAAAUGCCAUAUCCCUAUCCUUGCCAAGGUAUCUUAUCCAUAGAACAAAUUGAUUAAAUUAGUGGCCUUUUUAACAAACAGUCAAAGCUUGUUUCACAUGUUUUUGAAUAAUUAUUUUGUAAUAUGUAGUUGCUUUGAAACUGAUCUAAUAAUUAAUCAAAUGUGAUAUAAUUACGAUUAUGAAUGAGUUAAUAAUUGUUGAAGUUUAUAGUUAGGAUAUUUAACAUGUAACUUUGCUGUAAUUUUAUAAAUAAACUCAUCAUUUUUUUUAAA
Messenger RNA from Xenia sp. Carnegie-2017, 1475 nucleotides. RefSeq lists its product as uncharacterized. The transcript has 9 exons. Bases 429 to 1259 code for a protein of 276 amino acids. The record is from RefSeq and is a predicted model, not a curated record. Gene Ontology annotation, molecular function: transferase activity. NCBI's taxonomy places the organism in Eukaryota, Metazoa, Cnidaria, Anthozoa, Malacalcyonacea, Xeniidae.